GUAGUAGUGCAUUAUACUUGCCAACAAACCAUUUAGUCCAAUCUUUUUUAGAUACCAGCUGAAUUUAGUGGAUUGAGAUAAACCAGCUUAAGCACAAGAUUAGCAUUAAAUGAACCCUGAUGAAAUAAACUAGCUAGUGCCCUAAAUAAUUAUCAAAAUUCCCAACCAGAGCGUCCAUCCAUGGAUGGAUUGAAAUAUGUUUCGUUGUUUUUGAUGUUGUUCUUAAAUGGCGGGAGCUUUUCAAUUCUGCUUGUUCAUGGGCAAAAAAUUCGGCCACACCCGCGAGAUGACCAGUCGCACCCAAAACGUGUACAACUUUCCCGCGAUGAUGACCACCGAUAUCAUUUUGCACCGGGUCGCAGUUAUAGCCGACCGGAUUACGCUGUUGCCAGUCUUGAACCGGGUCACAACUUAUACCGGCGCCGAGGGGCCCUCUCAGCAUCCAAGCCAAUGCCGGAUGGCGCCAUGAAUCGUUUGGGAAUCUCCGGUUCCCGUAAAAUCAAGGAAAAAGUCAGUGCCACAACACAGGCCUCCAGCGGCACUGGCGGUCCCGGCCGCGGCGGCGACAACACCCUCGCUAUCGACCCACGUCCCAGCCAAUCUCUGCGCGGCAACUCCUUAUUCUUCCCUUCGGGCCGUGGCACUCUGAGUAUUCUCGUCCGGCGGCCGAAACCGCUGGUGCCAGAUCGGCCAGUGUUUUUCCGGCCUUUUUGGACGGUCCCACGGAACAAUACGGGAAUCAUCAAUCUAACAAAAUCCAGUCCACAAACCGCCACCUCACUCCUAGCGCUUUUCGGCUGGUAGUCGGCUAUGUAUGCCCGGAAGGAGAAAUGAUAUUACGGUCUACUGUAAGAUGUAGAGUUACCAUUAGAGCCCUAGGUUGUAAUUUCUGCACGGAUUCGAUAUUAAUCCUUAUUACUUACUCCCCAGUCAGUAAAA
Messenger RNA from Paramacrobiotus metropolitanus, 939 nucleotides. RefSeq lists its product as uncharacterized. NCBI's taxonomy places the organism in Eukaryota, Metazoa, Tardigrada, Eutardigrada, Parachela, Macrobiotidae. Bases 181 to 804 code for a protein of 207 amino acids. The record is from RefSeq and is a predicted model, not a curated record. The transcript is spliced from 3 exons.